AUGUUCUUGCAAGAUAUCUCAUUAGUCUCUCCAGAGAAAACAGAAUUGUCUCGUAUUAUCUCUCGGAAGAAUGUUCUUGCAAGAUAUCUCAUUAGUCUCUCCAGAGAAAACAAAUCUCUCGGAAGAAUGUUCUUGCAAGAUUGCCUCUCCAUAGAAAACUCGUAUUAUCUCUCGGAAGAAUGUUCUUGCAAGAUAUCUCAUUAUAUCUCUCUCCAGAGAAAACAGAAUUGUCUCGUAUUAUCUCUCGGAAGAAUGUUCUUGCAAGAUAUCUCAUUAGCCUCUCCAGAGAAAACAGAAUUGUCUCGUAUUAUCUCUCGGAAGAAUGUUCUUGCAAGAUAUCUCAUUAGCCUCUCCAGAGAAAAAGAAUUGUCUCGUAUUAUGUCUCGGAAGAAUGUUCUUGCAAGAUAUCUCAUUAGCCUCUCCAUAUCUCGUAUUAUGUCUCGGAAGAAUGUUCUUGCAAGAUAUCUCAUUAGAGAAAACAGAAUUGUCUCGUAUUAUCUCUCGGAAGAAAUGUCUCAUUAG
Molecule: messenger RNA, 522 nt
Organism: Acanthosepion pharaonis
Lineage: Eukaryota; Metazoa; Mollusca; Cephalopoda; Sepiida; Sepiidae
Source: the annotation of a GenBank genome assembly